CUUCCACCAAAGAAACGAGACCUCCCCGUGACCAGCGAGGAUAUGGGGAGAACUACCAGCUGUUCCACCAACCACACACCCUCCAGUGAUGCCUCUGAGUGGUCCCGAGGGGUUGUGGUGGCUGGGCAGAGCCAGGCAGGAGCCAGAGUCAGCCUGGGAGGCGAUGGAGCGGAGGCCAUCACUGGCCUGACGGUGGACCAGUAUGGCAUGCUAUAUAAGGUGGCUGUGCCACCUGCCACCUUCUCACCAACUGGCCUCCCAUCUGUGGUGAACAUGAGCCCCUUGCCCCCCACGUUUAAUGUAGCAUCUUCACUGAUUCAACAUCCAGGAAUCCACUAUCCCCCCAUCCACUAUGCUCAGCUCCCAUCCACCUCGCUGCAGUUUAUCGGGUCUCCUUACAGCCUUCCCUAUGCUGUGCCACCUAAUUUCUUACCAAGUCCCCUCCUUUCUCCUUCUGCCAAUCUCGCCACCUCUCACCUUCCACACUUCGUGCCAUACGCCUCACUCCUGGCAGAAGGAGCCACUCCUCCCCCCCAGGCUUCCUCCCCAGCUCACUCAUUUAACAAGGCCCCCCCUGCCUCAUCCCCACCUGGGCACUUGCCACAUCAUUCAAGUACUCAGCCACUGGACCUCGCUCCUGGCCGGAUGCCCAUUUAUUAUCAGAUGUCCAGGCUGCCUGCUGGGUAUACCCUGCAUGAAACCCCUCCAGCAGGUGCCAGCCCCGUUCUUACCCCUCAGGAGGGCCAGUCUGCUCUGGAAGCAGCUGCUGCCAAUGGAGGACAGAAACAACGAGAGCGACACUUACUAAGACGGGAAAGUGAAGCCCUUGACUCUCCCAACAGCAAGGGCGAAGGCCAGGGACUGGUGCCUGUGGUGGAAUGUGUGGUGGAUGGACAGUUGUUUUCAGGUUCUCAGACUCCACGGGUGGAGGUGGCGGCACCGGCACACCGAGGGACCCCAGACACUGACCUCGAGGUCCAGCGGGUGGUUGGCGCUUUAGCUUCUCAGGACUAUCGCGUGGUGGCAGCUCAGAGAAAAGAAGAACCCAGCCCCCUCAACUUGUCCCAUCAUACCCCUGACCAGCAGGGUGAGGGGCGAGGGUCAGCCAGGAACCCUGCAGAGCUGGCAGAGAAAAAUCAGGUCCGUGGAUUCUACCCUCAGUCCCAUCAAGAACCGGUAAAACAUAGACCUUUACCCAAAGCAAUGGUUGUAGCUAAUGGCAACCUGGUGCCCUCUGGAACUGACCCAGGCCUGCUGCCUGUGGGUUCGGAGAUCCUGAUGGCAUCGAGUCUGGACACGCAGGCCAGAGCCACCUUCUCAGACAAGGAGCCAACGCCACCCCCUGUUACCUCCUCCCACUUGCCCUCCCAUUUCAUGAAAGGCGCCAUCAUCCAGCUGGCUACGGGGGAGCUGAAGCGGGUGGAGGACCUCCAGACCCAGGAUUUUGUGCGCAGUGCCGAAGUGAGUGGGGGGCUGAAGAUUGACUCUAGCACGGUCGUAGACAUUCAGGAGAGCCAGUGGCCUGGAUUUGUCAUGCUACAUUUUGUGGUUGGUGAGCAGCAGAGUAAAGUGAGCAUCGAGGUGCCCCCUGAGCACCCCUUCUUUGUAUAUGGCCAGGGUUGGUCCUCCUGCAGCCCUGGGCGGACUGCACAACUCUUCUCUCUACCCUGCCAUCGGCUACAAGUGGGAGAUGUCUGCAUCUCUAUCAGUUUACAGAGCUUGAACAAUAACUCAGUUUCUCAGGCCAGCUGUGCUCCCCCAGGCCAGCUGGGUCCCCCCCGAGAAAGGCCUGAGAGGACGGUCUUGGGACCCAGAGAGCUGUGUGACAGUGAGGGGAAGAGCCAGCCUGCAGGAGAGGGCUCCCGUGUGGUUGAGCCCUCUCAGCCUGAGCCUGGUGCUCAGGCCUGCUGGCCAUCCCCGAACUUCCAAAGAUACAGCGUGCAAGGGGAAGAGGCACGGGCUGCACUGCUCCGUCCCUCUUUCAUUCCACAGGAGGUCAAGCUGUCUAUCGAAGGGCGUUCCAACGCGGGAAAAUGAACCUCUUUCCCAGACCAGAACUGGGACUUUACCCCAGAGCUGAGUCUCACCGUGAGCAGGCAGAGGAUUUGCACACGCCGAGCAGGGAAUGGCUCUCUUGGCAGUGAGAUUUGGAGUUGGGGGAGGCAUGAAGGCAGCCUCCCAAGGCAGGAUCUCUUGCUCAGUACCCUGUGGCACCCUUUCAAGACAGCCCCAAAGGGUACUGUGAUGGGGAGCAGCAGGCCUGGGGCAAGGAAGGAAGGAAGGGGGUGCACACAGGAUAAGAAACAUUCCAAAAUCAGGGCCUCCUUGUUCUUUCCUCCCCAUCCCUAGCUCCUGCAAUGGGAAGUCCAGACUUUGGGAGCAGGUGGCAGAGGAUGGGAGCAAAGAAAGAGCCAAAAAUGAUGAUCCACAGCUUAUAGUAGCAGUUAAACUGUCUGAAGUUGUUUUUUUUUUGUUUUGUUUUUUUGUUUGUUUGUUUGUUUUCUUUUUAUGUGGUGGGAGGGCUGGAGACCCCGUGGUUGGAAAUAAGAGGGUUCCCACCCAGAACCCUUCUUGUGAGAGAUGUGCACUUUAAAGGGUGAUUAUGUUACAGAUGUCUCUGGCUGGGUGUGUGGAGGAGCACUCUUAUCUAUAGGACUCUGCUUAAUCCUCUGCUUCAGCCCUUUCCCAUCUCUCCUCACCAUUCUCCUAUAAGGCUUCUAGCAGCUUGGGGCCCAGGAGAGAGAGAACCCCUCCAGAGUUCAGAGUGAAGUACUGCCUGUGGGGGUCUAGUUGGGAGACUUUGGGAGGAAGACCGGAUGGAUGGCCAGGUUGCCCCAGCUGUAGGCAAGGCUUCUGGAAAGAGAGCUGAUCUAACAGCUCCUCCUACUCCGCUUGUCAUUCCCACUUUGAAAUGUCACUGAAUCUCUAGUCAGUAAUGGUGACUAUUGGAAGAGCCAGUGGACCCUUUUCCCCAGGUAUCUACACUGCUCCUUUGUCUGUCUGUGUCGUGCCUAAGUGCCUGCGCUGCCCCCACCCAUCUGCUGCCCUAACUUCUCUGCAUGGUGUCUUGACCUGGGCCACGCUGGAACCUGCACUGCCUCUCUUCUGCAAAAUUGGUUUGUCUCCUCUGACCAAGACCUCUAGUUUUUGACGUGUAGGGGUCUCUGGUUUCCCCUUCAGCUGUAAUCUGUUUUCAAAAAUUCAAAAUCAUGUCUCUUCUCUUCUACUGCCAAAUGGCUUGGUGGCAACAUGAGAAGGGAACUCCUUGGGCCAGAGCAAAUGCAUCUGACUGGGCGAUGCCCAUACUGGCAUUUUUACUUGGCCUCUCCCAUCUUGUUCCCCUGCCUCUCCUAUAUUCAGGCUUCUAGCCAUCUCCUCACACCGCCAGCUCUAAGGCUUAGGAUAGUCUCAAUAACAUUUCAGUACCUGAAGUAGAUUUCGUUUUGUGGUGGUGUAUUCCUCUGUGAAGAGCAUUUUCAGUCUUAGUUACAUUCCCC
Molecule: messenger RNA, 3497 nt
Organism: Tupaia belangeri chinensis (Chinese tree shrew)
Lineage: Eukaryota; Metazoa; Chordata; Mammalia; Scandentia; Tupaiidae
Gene: ATXN1L
Product: ataxin 1 like
Exons: 1
Biological process (GO): regulation of DNA-templated transcription; anatomical structure development
Cellular component (GO): nucleus
Molecular function (GO): protein binding; RNA binding
Source: RefSeq, a predicted model, not a curated record